Messenger RNA from Salvelinus fontinalis (brook trout), 3029 nucleotides. Its product is annotated as coiled-coil domain-containing protein 63-like. Gene Ontology annotation, biological process: cilium movement; outer dynein arm assembly. The transcript has 10 exons. Gene Ontology annotation, cellular component: axoneme. The record is from RefSeq and is a predicted model, not a curated record. Lineage: Eukaryota; Metazoa; Chordata; Actinopteri; Salmoniformes; Salmonidae. The coding region runs from base 585 to 2018 and encodes 477 amino acids.
AAGUCUGGCUGCUGUACUUAAACUUUUAGCUAUAGGCUGCCAUCUAGCGGCAGUGGACCAACUAGGUAUGUUUAGAUUAAAUCAACAAUGUGGGAUUUGUUUUUCAGUGAAAUGGAAGACCCACCACUUUUGAGGUCUUUAUUUGGCAAGCUAAAUGGCACGCACACAAUUCCAAUUUACACAACCAAUGUAUUUUAAUUGGAUAUGUAUAAACUGAAAUCAAUUGUAGUUGCAUCUAGUCCAUGUACAGGUACCCGAUCUUGUUUCACCAUUCCCUCCAACAUAUGAUUGAACAAUUGGCAUUGCGUCAGAGGUGAUCAUCAUGGAACGAUUUAAAAAUUCGAAAAUGCGUUCUAAAAAUCACGUUACUCCAUAUAUCCACAAUAGCAAGUGAGAUCAACAUAAUUUAUUUUUAUUUCUUUAUAUUUUAUAAAGUCAACGUAUCAUUAGCGUUGUCAAUAUAAUUUAAAAAACAGUGGAGACAUUGGUGAAAUACCAAUCAUCAGCGAGAUAAAUUUAAAAAUAAUAAUUCACCAACUAAGAUAUCGAAGACUACACGGCCUAGGCCGAAACUGGCCAUAAUAAUGCCCCCCCAAAAGACUGACAACCUUCAUGAGCAACACCAGCGACUCCUUGUGGAUAACGAUAGUUACCUGGUUGCCAUCAGAAAACAGAAGGAACACCUUGCCAGUCUGGACACCAAGAUGAAGGAGAUGCAGACCAAGCUGUUGCAGAGGAAGAAGGAGAUGGGUGGUAGGAUCCGCAGCCUGAAGAGACCUCUUCAUCAGAGGAAGCACAUCCGCAUCAUGGAGGUCCGUGUCAACCAGGCCACUAAAAGCUUUGACAAGUUGCUAUGCAGCAACCAGGCAUUGCGUGAUGAGAUUGACCACCUGCGGCACCAGAGGUGCUCCUUCGCCCUAAUGUACCAGCGUCUGAGCAGAGAGCUACUGUCCCAGCACAAUGUCAUGGAAGACCUCGUGGAGAAGUCUGUCCUUGCCUACGACCAGCGGUCCGAGGCCCUGGCCCGCAUGCUAGCUGUGAGGGAGCGUAGCAAGAAGGACACGUCUCUCUGCCACACUGAGAUGACUGAGCUGAAGAGGGUCAUCGACCACGAGAUCAAACUCCGCAGCUUCAUGGUGCAAAAGUCCAAGGAGAGCGUCCACAUAGGCGAGGACGAAGAGGCCAAAAAGAGAAGGGCCGAGCAGGCUCAGCGUGAACGAAUGGGAGGAGAGAGUCUGGAGACCUACCAGGCGGUGCACCGGCUGCUCGUGGAGGUGAGCGGCGACAGCGACCUGCGUCAGCUCGGCAGGACAUUUGUGGAGAACGAGGAGAAGAGCUUUGCUUACUUCAACUACAUCAACGAGCUGAACAACAAUAGCACCAUGCUGAAGGACCGCAUCAACAAGCUCAGGACUGAGAUCCUGCGCUUUGAGCUGGAGAACAAGCAGUAUGAUCAACAGUGGCAGGACCAGCUCAAGGAACUGGAGAGAGAGCUGGAGCAGCGUCGUGGCCUGGCCAAUAAUUUGGAGAGCCAGUACACGGUGGUUCUGAAGUUUUUGGAUCAGCAUAAGACGGCCAUCGCCCACCUGUUUAACAAGAUGAAUUGUAACCCUGCUUCUAUCAUUGGCAAGCUGGGCUGCAGCGCUCAGGUCACUGAUGACAAUGUCACCCAGUUUAUCGGUAUCCUGGAGGAGGAGAUGCACCAGCUGUUGAUGUUCCUGUCCCAGUGCAGCUACAAGGAGGCUGAGGAGAUGGAGCUGCCCCCUCAGAACCUCCUGCUGGUCAGCUGCAGCCUGCUGCCCGCCGUGACCCCCUCUACUACAGAGGCACCCUCCUUUGACGACAGCACCACUGAAGCACUACUGGGCCUGGGCAGCGAGCAGCCUCUGGACUUCCAGACCCUGCGUGAGCGGGUGCUGCCCUGGGUGAUGCAUACUGAACAGGGUAAGGUGCCCAAGGCCCCAUCCGCCCCCCUAAGAGGAAAGAAGAAGGUGGGCUUCAACCCCAAGUCUGCCUGAGCAGGAGCCUCUGACGCUCACAAGACAUGGUGCUCACAUACUGCGUUGUUUUAAUGUCAAUGAAACCAUUACAGCAUUUAGCUUUAGUCCUUGGUCUCAGUAAUCUGUUCAUUGUUCAGUGUCCUUUGCCCCCCACCCCCACCACUGCUUUUGAACAGGUUUGUUCCCAUUGUUGGAGGAAAUAACACAGCUCAUCUAGACCCUUAUCCUGGUACAGGAAAGAUGCCCUCGUUUUGGGCAAUGAAAUACUAAAUGGUGGGUGGCUCAGGGCUUUGCACCUCUGCGUCUAGGUCUCUCAGCAUGGCCAGGUACCACCUCAGUGGAGUAACAACAGGCUUUACAGGGAUCACUGGCUGACAGCUUAGUGUGUGCCCUGCCUUUGGGAUGCAUCAUGCGGUGUAACGUUACCCUGUAACCUCAUGACAAGCACUAAAAUAAACACUGGGGCUUUGUCUUUCCAAACCAAACCCCAUGUUUUGAUGGAGAGUGUUAGGCCCCUCUGUACCUUGAAGACCAGUGUGAUGCCAGAAGACGGCCAUCUCUGCUACAUCACUGGCUCUCAUUGCUCCUCUCUAAAUACAGAAGGCUACAUGCUCUUAGUCUUAGGGGAUCCAUAAUGUUCUCAGCUGCUGGGCAGGACUGCUACCAAAACCAAACUAAAACCUUGAAUCAGUUUAUAAACCAGUAGAAAAGCUCUCCCUCACUGAACAGAUCAUUUGAACCUCACAAACUCUCCUCGUGGGCUGUUUGUGCGUAAGCAGCAUUCUCCUAAUACUAUUUUCAACCCAUACUGAUGUCAUUAACCCCUGAUGUAAACUCUCUUGCUGGUGAUGAAACCUUACAGAUUAAAAGGUAUUGAUGUUGUGUAUGACUUAUUUACAACACAGUGUGGCUGCAACAGUUAUGUGAUCAACUUGGGCAAAAUAAUUGAGGGAAGCACACAUCCAUUGAUACAUAGACUUGAUUUGUUGAGUUGAUACAGAAUAUCACUUAAGAUGACAUUCGUUCCAA